UUGUUUCGCUCACUUCCUCAAUACUUUAUUUAUGGACAAAUUCGUGUUUUAACAUCAUUUAAUCUGAGAUGAGCUAAAGUUAGUGCUGUCACUUUUUGAAGUAUCAGAGCCACGUUAGCUAACUAGACCCGCCCUUGUUUUGUCAAGCUUUUUCCUCUUUCACUUUAACCACAUGCUGAUACUACACUGCAAACAACAGCACUGCACACUGCAGCUUAACAGUUAGCCGCAGGCACAUCCCCUUUCCACCCUUCUGUAAAAGUUAAACCUCCGCAUCACUGCCAGCCUUUAACAGCUGCUUCAGGAUCUCUCUGAUAUGAGCAGUUCCGACGUGGGAAAAAGGCAUGGAGCAAUUUAAGAUUCCUCAGGCUUAAUAAAGGGAUUAUGUGACUAAUGGCUACGUUGUAGGAGUCACGGUUAAAGUGGUGUGAAUUAUUUUCAAACCCAACCACGGAGGGUGUGUCUGGAUCACUGUUAAUACUACUACGGUAUGCGGGAUGGGCCAAACUCGUUCGAAUCUCUCGCAUACCACCGCCACCACCCGAAGCAGAGCGAUAUGGAAAGCAGGCGAGGCUGCCCCGCGGCUCCGUAUCCGCAGAUUUACUAGCGGAGAAGUGCGGCGGAGUGACCAGUUAAACAGGAAUCCGAUGAAAAACAAAGUGCUGUCGUGUUUGGGAAGGAGAAAGCGAGACUCCAGCCAGACAGAAGCGGAGUUAGGUUGCGGAAACGGAGCCGCGGAUACAGCGACGCGCCGCGAUCACAGAGUAGGAAAGUUGCCGCGGGACGAGGUUGUGUCGGCGGUUCGGGAACAGGGAGCAUCCCCGGGUUGUUUUGAGACACCAUCCGGCCUAGGUGAUCAUGCCGAGGUUACCCAACACGCCGUGAACCGACAGGCGGCGGCUGGUUCAUCCGAUGCGUCACGUUUGGAAACGCGUACCGGAGAAGUCAGCGGUGCGGGCUGCGAGGAGCCGAAACCCGGGCGAGAAAACGAUGCCUCGGAACCCCCGACGAGGGCCAUGGAAGAUCAGCCACCAGGGGGGAAAUGUGUUGUGUCUGCGGGCAGGGAAUUAACGGGGGCUAGUCUGCGUUCAGACCCGCUGCUCACCCCUGACCGGGACACUGAGCGGACUCUGUCGAGCGUGCCCCCAGGUUUGCAGUGGACGUCGAUACUGGACGAUUACGCGGAGGCUAACAUGACUAAAUCUGACUGUUGUACCGUUUCUUGUGCGCCCAAAGCUACCGGUGUCCAAGACAACUGUUGCGCGGAUGAAACUGAGAUCCGGAAGGACUCUGAUCGGGGCCCCCCAGGAGCCCAAAGUUUCCCGGGAACCAUACCGAAACUCAUCAUAACCAGAGACCCCAGUCCGACCCGCUCUCAGGGGACACCGGCCCUGCUGACCGUCCGAACAGACCUCAGCACCGGGUUGUGCCUGGACCCUCACCCAGAUGACGAGUCUCCCUGCUCGGACAGCGGCUGCGGAGGGUCCCCCGCGCUGAUGCGCUCCCCGAGGAAGCUCUCCAACUCCUCCUCCAUCGGCCUGUCCUCCGCCUCGUCCUUCGAGGAGUCCGAGGACGACUUCACAGGCAGCGACAUCGAGUCCAGUCUGUCUCCGAGCCGGUCCCUGUGUAGCCCGGAUGAUGGGACAGGGAAUAAGUCCUGGCACAAAUUGAAGACCAUGGUUCACUGGUCCCCCUUUGUCGUGUCCUUCAAGAAACGUUACCCAUGGGUGCAGCUAGCUGGCCAUGCAGGUAACUUCCAGGCUGGGGAGUACGGACGCUUGUUGAAGCGAUACUGUGAGUGUGAGCAGCAAUGCCUACAGAAGCUGAUGAAGGACACUCUGCAGCCCUAUGUGCCAGGUUAUUAUGGUGUAGUACAGAGAGAUGAGCAGGACUAUAACCUGAUGGAUGACCUGCUGGCUGAGUUUGACUCACCCUCCAUCAUGGACUGUAAGAUGGGCAGCAGGACGUACUUGGAGGAGGAGCUGAUAAAAGCCAGAGAGCGUCCACGUUUGCGGAAGGACAUGUAUGAGAAGAUGGUCGCAGUGGACCCCGGGGCCCCCACCGAGCAGGAGAAGGCCCAGCAGGGAGUCCUCAAACCCAGAUACAUGCAGUGGAGGGAGACACUCAGCUCCACAGCCACCAUGGGCUUCCGCAUCGAAGGCAUUAAGAAAGCUGAUGGAACUUGUAACACCAACUUUAAGAAGACAAAGCACAGGGAGCAGGUGAUGCGAGCCUUGGUGGACUUUGUAGAUGGCAACACUCAGAUUCUGAAGCUCUAUCUGCAGCGAUUGGAGGAACUCCGAUCAGUCCUUGAGCAGUCACAGUUCUUCAAGUCACACGAGGUCGUGGGCAGCUCUCUGCUGUUUGUGCACGAUUCCUCGGGGAAGGCCAGAGUGUGGAUGAUCGACUUUGGGAAGACGGUUCCCCUGCCGGCCCCCCGGACCCUGGACCACAGGACUCCCUGGGUGGAGGGCAACAGGGAGGACGGUUACCUGUGGGGACUGGACAACCUCAUAGACAUCUUCAGCAAUAUGCUCCCAGAGACACCUUGAGAAGUAGAACAGCAGUAGAACAUUAGUCCAUGUCCUGAUGGUGGAAGAGAAAACACAAACUGAGACUGACAGUGGAAGGAUCAGAAGAGUUUGGUUACUUUUUUCAUGAUCCACGCCAUGAUCCAAGUGUCUUUAUGCAAUUGCACUUGGGUGAAAAGAAGGCAAAUGAAGACAAGCGCAGGAUUUCUAUUGCAAAGAGGAAUAUGCCAAAGGCCGACAUUAUGCAUUAAUGGUCCAUUUGUGGAACUUGUGGACAGAUGACCUACGAUAAGUUGAGGCAAAAAGUACAAAGUUUGUAACUUUUGUCACGUGAACCGUGGUUUAUUUUGAGAGACUACAGUCCUCUGAAUUCAUGGACAUGUUUUUUCUGCAACCAUUUAGCAUUGCUCAUCUCCCUCGUCAAACACCCCACAUAGCAUUCUCACAGCCAUGAACUUGAUCCAGAGGUGUGAAACCUUGUAAUGGGAGUUUUAUUUUUGUCAUGGACCGCUUUUUGAACAACACUAAAACACUGGUCAGACCACAUGACUAACUCGAUGUGUAAAUACAAUUUUAUUUAAUUUUUGUUUUUUGACCUUGAUAUAACCUCCUUACCUUGUUUGUACAAUUUCUGUGCCUCGCAGUUUUUAAAGAAAGAGCUGUGUGAUCAUUCCAGUGCAGUGGACUUCCAAAGAGUUCACCCAAGAGUAAACUGAUUCACAUGUAAUCCCAAAGUUUGACUUCUGGUAGAAACUGAGAAGUGUUUUCUAAAUUUGGGUUUUUCUUUUUCAUUCAAUUACAGGGUAAGCAGCCUGGCAGCAAAGUUGGAGUUUGUUGCACUAUGGAUCCUCACAAAGCCAUUGAACAAAUCACCUCUGUGUGUUUUAAGAUAGGAAGCAGCAGUCUAUUGCUGGGUUUACAGAUGCAGAGUUGUAUAAGUUUAACAUAAAUUUAAUUUGGUGUUAUCACUUAACUAUAUUCAGUCAGUGUUGCUGUGGAUUUGCAGGGUGUUUUUACAGUAAAGCAGUAGUGUAAAGGGUGAAAUGAAACUGGAAUUACCUGAUUAAACUGAUCAGUCUUAAGCCUUUUGUGAAGUUUUACAUUUCUAUCAACACACAAUCUUAAAACUGGACGUUUUGAACGUUUCCUGUGAUUGAAUGGAUGAUGAAUAAUUGAAUACAAGAAUAUCGAGGACAUUUCUGUAAACUUCAUUUAGUCAAACUAAGCAGGAUUUGGGGUUUUAACUUCUGCAUACAAAAUAGAGUUUACAGAGGAACAGCAUUGUUAUAUUUAGAAGUCAAUGCUUACGAUAAUGUUGUUCCUUGACUGCAGCAGGUCUUCCAGACGUCCUUUGACAGUGUUGGCAGCACUGUUUGUAAUUCAAAUUCAGGCAUUCAGUUUUUCCAUUUCUGACAAGUAAACAUACUGGAAGAGAGGAACAGGAUCUAGCGUUUACAAAGUAUCAUAGUUCUUUUUCCUCAAAUCCUUUAUAUUUGUAAAAUCUCAAACUAACAGGGUGCUUCUUUUUAAGCAAGAAGGCUGGAUUCUUUACCACAUUUUGUAUUUUAAAGUUGCAAAGCACAGACAGACUGCAAAUUGAUGUGAAUUCCCUGCUUUGUCCAGGUCGUGGAUUGCAAUAAACUGGAAAUAAGA
Molecule: messenger RNA, 4184 nt
Organism: Micropterus salmoides (largemouth bass)
Lineage: Eukaryota; Metazoa; Chordata; Actinopteri; Centrarchiformes; Centrarchidae
Gene: itpkcb
Product: inositol-trisphosphate 3-kinase Cb
Biological process (GO): inositol phosphate biosynthetic process
Cellular component (GO): cytoplasm; nucleus
Molecular function (GO): inositol tetrakisphosphate kinase activity; inositol-1,4,5-trisphosphate 3-kinase activity
Source: RefSeq, a predicted model, not a curated record